Molecule: messenger RNA, 1908 nt
Organism: Papaver somniferum (opium poppy)
Lineage: Eukaryota; Viridiplantae; Streptophyta; Magnoliopsida; Ranunculales; Papaveraceae
Product: cystathionine gamma-synthase 1, chloroplastic-like
Exons: 11
Coding region: 77-1681 (534 amino acids)
Biological process (GO): transsulfuration
Cellular component (GO): chloroplast
Molecular function (GO): cystathionine gamma-synthase activity; pyridoxal phosphate binding
Source: RefSeq, a predicted model, not a curated record
UUCAGUGGUCUUCAGAGGAGGAAGGGAGAGAGAAACUAAAAACCCCACCAGAAACAAAAAAAAACAAGAAAAAAAAAUGGCCGUCUCAGCAGGAUGUGCUAGGGUUCUACCGGUUUUUGAAUGUAGAUCAGAUCCAGAUUUCUCUACCAAUCAAAACCAGCAGAAAUCAAGUUCUAGAUUCAUUUCUGGAUCUUUCAAUGGUGGUGGUGGAUUAUAUUCAUCGUUGAUUCUGCGGUUUCCUCCUAAUUUCGUAAGGCAAUUGAGUAUUAAAGCAAGAAGAAAUUGUAGCAACAUUGGUGUAGCACAAGUUGUAGCUGCUUCCUGGUCAAACAACAACAAUACCAACAAGAACGUUCCUAAUGUAUCCACUUUCGAUUCUGCUGCUUCUGAGAUUGAAAUACCAUCAAUUGAUGAUGAAGCUGUAGCUGCUGUUGAUGGUGGUGCUAUUUGUAAUAAUGGUGUACAGUUGUCUGGUUUGGCCGCUUUAAAGGCCUCAUUUUUACGCUCCGAUGGGAGCAUCACAGUUCAUGCAGGAGAAAGAUUAGGUCGUGGAAUUGCUACAGAUGGAAUCACUACCCCAGUCGUCAAUACUUCUGCUUACUGGUUCAAGAACUCCAAUGAACUCAUUGAUUUCAAGGAGGGACGCCAUGCAAGUUUUGAGUAUGGGCGCUAUGGGAACCCAACCACAGUAGUCGCUGAAAACAAAAUAAGUGCACUUGAGGGGGCAGAAUCAACUAUUUUGAUGUCAUCUGGCAUGUGUGCUAGUACGGUCAUGAUGUUUGCAUUGGUAAAGAAGGGUGGGCAUAUAAUAACAACUACGGAUUGCUACAGGAAGACGAGAAUUUUCAUUGAUGAUUUUCUUGUUCCCAACAUGAAUAUAACGGUCCAUGUCAUCGACCCUGCCGAUAUGGAUGGCCUGAAAUCUGCACUGGAGAAGAAUAAUGUAACACUUUUCUUUACAGAAUCGCCAACUAAUCCUUACCUCCGAUGCGUUGACAUUGAUUUGGUUUCAAAGCUUUGCCACAGCAAAGGCACACUGGUUUGUGUUGAUGGUACUUUUGCCACACCGUUGAACCAAAAGGCACUUGCGCUUGGUGCAGACCUUGUUCUGCACUCGGCAACGAAGUUUAUUGGAGGACACAAUGAUGUUCUUGCUGGUUGCAUUAGUGGUUCUGAGGAAGUGAUUGCUAAGAUUCGCAAGUUGCAUCACGUUUUGGGUGGUACUCUUAACCCGAAUGCCGCUUACCUAAUCAUUCGAGGCAUGAAGACACUGCAUCUUCGUGUACAGCAGCAAAACACAACUGGAUUGAGGAUUGCCGAAGUUUUAGAGGCACAUCCUAAGGUGAAACGUGUUCAUUAUCCCGGUCUUCCCAGUCACCCGGAACACAAAAUUGCCAUGAAGCAAAUGACAGGGUUUGGAGGAGUCGUCAGUUUUGAGAUUGAUGGAGAUUUAGAAACCACCAAGACAUUCAUCGAUGCACUGAAAAUCCCGUACAUCGCCCCUUCCUUUGGAGGAUGUGAGAGCAUUGUGGAUCAGCCUGCAAUUAUGUCUUACUGGGAUCUUAGCCAGUCAGGUAGAGAAAUGUUUGGAAUAAAAGAUAACCUUGUUAGGUUUAGUUUCGGAGUUGAAGACUUUGAAGACCUGAAAGAUGAUAUCCUUCAGGCUUUGGAAGUUAUAUAGAUAAGAGGGAAAUGCUGAGGGCCAUGAAUAUCAUGUUUUCUAUUCCAGUGUCCUAAAUUAUCAGAUUAUUUUGAUUGAGCAUUGCUUUUAUUUAUGUAUGUGUUGGUUAUUUGAUUGAAUUAGUAAUGACUGUUAUAACUGAUUUUGAUAAUGAAGAUGAGGGCGAAUAACUUCUCUCCGUCUCUUCUAGCUCUCUGCUAGCUUAUUGAAUAAUUACUUCUUACUUU